UAUUUGUUCUGUUUUCUUAAUUCAUUUGUAUACCCUUAUAAGCCAUAUAUUGUGUCGUGUGCAGUGGUUACAUGUCACCGGAGUAUGCACUAGAUGGUAUUUUCUCAAUAAAGUCGGAUGCAUUUAGCUUUGGUGUUCUAGUGUUGGAGAUUGUGAGUGGCUACAAAAACAGGGGAUUCAUCCAUCCCGAUCAUGAUCAUAAUCUUAUCGGACAUGCGUGGAGUCUAUAUAGCGAAGGCAGGUCAAUGGAACUUCUUGACGAAUCUUUAGCCAAAUCCUGCGAUCCAGUAGAAGUUUCAAGAUCAAUACAACUAGGAUUGUUAUGUGUUCAACAAAAUGCAGUAGACAGGCCAAACAUGUCGUAUGUAGUUCAGAUGCUUGGCGGUGAUGGUGCGUUGCCUCAACCUAAGCAACCAGCAUUUUUCAUGGAAAAGGACUUCCUUGUAGCAGAUUUCACUUCAAGUACUUAUCAUGCCGGUUCAGUUAGUGAUUUAACUAUUACUGAUGUUGAUGCUCGAUAAUAUGCAUUUAUACUUGUCACACAAAGUACACUUUUUUUGUUAGUAAUGAAUAUGUAUAAUUUACUAAUUCUUGAUUCAUGAAUGUUCAUUUUGGUAACAUAUUCAUUUCAAGGUAAAUUACAAUGAA
Erigeron canadensis is the source of this 648-nucleotide messenger RNA. RefSeq names its product G-type lectin S-receptor-like serine/threonine-protein kinase At4g27290. The transcript is spliced from 2 exons. Bases 72 to 521 code for a protein of 149 amino acids. The record is from RefSeq and is a predicted model, not a curated record. NCBI's taxonomy places the organism in Eukaryota, Viridiplantae, Streptophyta, Magnoliopsida, Asterales, Asteraceae. Gene Ontology annotation, biological process: protein phosphorylation. Gene Ontology annotation, molecular function: protein kinase activity.